Messenger RNA from Oryza brachyantha (malo sina), 2775 nucleotides. RefSeq names its product homeobox-leucine zipper protein HOX29. The transcript is spliced from 17 exons. The record is from RefSeq and is a predicted model, not a curated record. Bases 15 to 2588 code for a protein of 857 amino acids. NCBI's taxonomy places the organism in Eukaryota, Viridiplantae, Streptophyta, Magnoliopsida, Poales, Poaceae. Gene Ontology annotation, molecular function: lipid binding; DNA-binding transcription factor activity; DNA binding.
UUGGCCGGGUUGGCAUGGUGGCGGCGACGGCGAGGGAGGCGGCGUUGGCGGCGAUGGAUGCGAGCAAGUACGUGAGGUACACGCCGGAGCAGGUGGAGGCGCUGGAGAGGCUGUACUACGAGUGCCCGAAGCCGAGCUCGCUGCGGCGGCAGCAGCUGGUGCGGGAGUGCCCCGUGCUGGCCAACGUGGACCCGAAGCAGAUCAAGGUGUGGUUCCAGAACCGGCGGUGCCGGGAGAAGCAGCGGAAGGAGUCGUCGCGGCUGCAGGCGCUCAACCGGAAGCUCACGGCGAUGAACAAGCUGCUCAUGGAGGAGAACGACCGCCUGCAGAAGCAGGUCUCGCAGCUCGUCUACGAGAACGGCUACUACCGCCACCACGGCAGCGCCGGCCAGCUCGCCACCACGGACACCAGCUGCGAGUCGGUCGUCACCAGCGGCCAGCAUCACCACAACGUCGUUCAGCCUCCUCCUCCUCCACCGCCUCUGCCGCCGCCGCGCGACGGUAGCCCGGCUGGGCUCAUGGCGAUCGCCGAGGAGACGCUGACGGAGUUCCUGUCCAAGGCCACCGGAACCGCCGUCGAGUGGGUCCAAAUGCCUGGGAUGAAGCCUGGUCCGGAUUCCAUUGGAAUCAUUGCCAUCUCGCAUGGCUGCGCCGGCGUCGCCGCGCGGGCUUGCGGCCUCGUCGGCAUGGAGCCCGCAAAGGUUGCCGAAAUCCUCAAGGAUCGCGCGCUGUGGCUGCGCGAUUGCCGUUCCAUGGACGUCGUGAACGUGCUUCCUGCCGGCAGCAACGGCACCAUUGAGCUUCUCUACAUGCAGCUCUAUGCUCCCACAACGCUGGCGCCGGCUCGCGACUUCUGGCUGAUGCGGUACACCUCCAUUCUUGAUGAUGGAAGUUUAGUGGUGUGCGAAAGGUCACUCAGUAGCAAGCAAGGAGGCCCAAGCAUGCCACUCGUCCAGCCUUUUAUCAGAGGUGAGAUGCUUCCCAGUGGGUUCUUGAUCCGGCCCAGUGAUGGCGGAGGCAGUGUGAUACACAUCGUUGAUCAUAUGGACCUUGAGCCUUGGAGCGUGCCUGAAGUCGUGCGACCCCUGUAUGAAUCUUCUGCCAUGGUUGCGCAGAAGAUGUCGAUGGCGGCUUUACGCUACCUCAGGCAGGUUGCCCACGAAGACACUCGUUCUGUGAUCACAGGAUGGGGGAGGCAGCCUGCAGCUUUGCGUGCUCUGAGCCAAAAGCUCACAAGAGGCUUCAAUGAAGCUCUCAAUGGGCUUGCUGAUGAUGGAUGGUCAGUGAUCGAGAGCGAUGGAGUUGACGACGUCUGCGUUUCUGUCAAUUCAUCCAAAGUGAUCGGUAGCAGCAAUGCAGCAUUCAACAAUGGACUGCCCAUGGUCAGCACCGGUGUUCUUUGUGCCAAGGCGUCCAUGCUGUUGCAGGAUGUCUCUCCUCCGGCGCUCCUGCAGUUCCUGCGCGAACACCGGUCACAGUGGGCUGACAGCAAUCUAGACGCGUUCUUCGCCUCCGCGAUGAAACCUAACUUCUGCAAUUUACCAAUGAAUCGUCUUGGAGGAUUCAGUGGUCAGGUCAUACUUCCUUUGGCACACACGUUUGAGCCUGAAGAAUUCCUGGAGGUUAUCAAGCUAGGAAAUGCCAGCAACUAUCAAGAUACACUAGUGCACCGUGAUCUGUUCCUCUUGCAGAUGUACAAUGGAGUGGAGGAGAGCACUGCAGGAACAUGUUCAGAGCUCAUCUUUGCGCCUAUAGACGCAUCGUUCAGUGAUGAUUCUCCACUGCUGCCUUCUGGUUUCCGCAUCAUCCCAAUCGAUUCUCCUCUUGACACAUCUAGCCCGAACUGCACGCUGGAUCUCGCUUCCACGCUCGAAGCUGCGACACCUCGAAGCAGGAUCAGCGGCGUCAAUGGCGGCGGCGGCGGCGGCGCCUGUGCUGCUGCGAGCCCCAAGGCGGUGAUGACGAUCGCGUUCCAGUUCGCCUUCGAGAGCCACCUGCAAGACAGCGUGGCGGCCAUGGCGCGGCAGUACAUGCGCAGCAUCAUCUCGUCGGUUCAGAGGAUCGCCGUGGCGCUCUCGUCGUCGCGCCUCGCCGUCCCCCGCGCCGGCGCGCAGCUCGCGCCCGCUACGUCGGAGGCGGCCACGCUGUCCAGAUGGAUUUGCCAGAGCUACAGAUUUCACUUUGGAGCUGAACUCAUCAAACCAGCAGACGCCAACAGCAGCAGCACCAGCGAAUCGAUCCUAAAAUCAGUUUGGCAUCACGCCAGCGCUAUCCUCUGCUGCUCUCUCAAGGCGAUGCCGGCGUUCACGUUCGCAAACCAGUCCGGGCUCGACAUGCUCGAAACGACCCUGGCCGCGCUCCAAGACAUGACCUUGGAGCAGGUGUUCGACGAGCAGGGGAGGAAGAACCUGUGCACGGAGCUCCCCAGCAUCAUGGAGCAGGGGAUGGCGUGCAUGGCGGGAGGGGCGUGCGUGUCGAGCGCCGGGAGGGCGGCGCCGUACGAGAAGGUGGUGGCGUGGAAGGUGGCCGGCGACGACGGCGCCGCCCACUGCAUCUGCUUCAUGUUCCUCAACUGGUCCUUGCUCUGAUGGUUAGCCGCCAUCGUGUUUUUUGCACUUCUUGGGAUCCCGGCCCAGCCUGAACGGAUUAUGUAUAUUUGUUUAGCGCGUACUACACUAGUAGCAGGGCAAUUUUACGUUCGUGAUGAAAUGAAACAGAUCAUACGGUGUACGAUGAUUUGAAUUGAUGAAUUUUGGGAGACCCUUGGUUUUUGUA